Messenger RNA from Fraxinus pennsylvanica, 1587 nucleotides. The record is from the annotation of a GenBank genome assembly. Lineage: Eukaryota; Viridiplantae; Streptophyta; Magnoliopsida; Lamiales; Oleaceae.
AUGAUAAAUUACUUUCCAGAGGAAGUAUUAGAGCAAGUUUUCAGUUUCUUGACAUCACAUCGGGACCGAAAUGUGGUGUCUCUUGUAUGCAAGUCUUGGUAUAAUGUCGAGAGAUUCAGCCGGGGGAAGGUUUUUAUAGGAAACUGCUAUGCCAUCAGCCCUGAACGGCUGAUCUCAAGGUUUCCUAGGGUUCGGUCAUUGACACUCAAAGGGAAGCCCCAUUUUGCAGAUUUUAAUUUGGUUCCCCGUGAUUGGGGGGGUUAUGUGUACCCGUGGAUUGAGGCCAUGGCAAAAGGCUGCACAAAUCUAGAGGAGCUUCGGUUGAAGCGAAUGUCGGUGUCUGAUGAGAGCCUCCAGCUGAUUGCCAAGUCUUUUCCCAAUUUUAAAUCUUUGGUAUUGGUCAGUUGUGAAGGGUUCACCACCGAUGGACUUGCUGCUGUUGCUUCCAAUUGCAGGUUUCUUAGGGAGUUAGACUUGCAAGAAAAUGAAGUUGAGGACCGCAGAGGUCAGUGGCUUAGCUGCUUUCCUGACAGCUGCACCUCUCUUGCCUCUUUGAAUUUUGCAUGCCUCGAGGGAGAAGUUAAUUUGGCAGCUCUUGAGAGACUGGUUGCAAGAUGUCGUAACCUUAAAAGUCUGAGGCUAAACCAUGCUGUAACUCCUGACAUUCUUCAGAAAAUUUUGGCGCUAGCACCUCAAUUGGUGGAUUUAGGGGCAGGUUCUUUUGUUCACGAUCCAGAAUCAGAAAUCUAUAACAAAUUAAAAAAUGUUAUGCAGAAGUGUUCAUCAAUUAGAAGCUUGUCAGGGUUCCUGGAUGUUAAUGCACGCUGCCUACCUGCUAUUUACCCAAUUUGUACAAAUUUGACUUCUUUAAACUUGAGCUAUGCUCCUGGAAUCUAUAACAAGGAGCUUGUAAAGAUAAUACGGAAAUGCAAGAAACUGCAAUGCCUAUGGAUUUUGGAUACAAUUGGAGAUAAAGGGCUCAGUGUUGUGGCAUCCACAUGCAAAGAAUUGCAGGAAUUGAGGGUCUUCCCAUCAGAUCGCAAUGGUGUGGGGAAUGCAGCUAUAACGGGAGAAGGAUUAGUUGCAAUAUCAGCUGUGACGAUGCAGCCACUUGACGAAGGUUUUGGGGCAAUUGUCCAGUCGUGCAAGGGUCUUAAGCGGUUGUCAGUCUCCGGCCUCUUAACUGAUCAAGUUUUUCUUUACAUAGGAAUGUAUGCCGAGCAGCUUGAAAUGCUUUCGAUCGCCUUUGCUGGUAACAGCGACAAGGGAAUGAUGUAUGUAUUGAAUGGUUGCAAGAAACUGAAGAAGCUGGAAAUUAGGGACAGCCCCUUUGGAAAUAAGGCACUUCUAGCAGACACGGGGAAGUAUGAGACAAUGCAAUCCCUUUGGAUGUCGUCCUGUAAGGUGACGUUUGGAGCUUGCAAGACCCUUGCAGAGAAGAUGCCAAGACUCAAUGUCGAGAUCAUUAAUGAAGGUGACGAGAUGGAGGGUGGACCUGAUGAUAGACAGAGUGUAGAAAAGAUGUACUUGUAUCGGACACUGGUUGGGCCUAGGAAAGAUGCACCUGAUUCUGUAUGGACGCUGUAG